UGUUCCAGGCUGCUGCAGCACUGAGGCCACAGGGCGGACCUCAGCUUACUUUACAUACACACAGAGCUCCACAGAUGACUACACACACCCUGCCCACUCUCACUCGAACACUCACCCACUGAGACACGGAUACCUGUGACACCAUGUCUUCUCCCGGCGCCUCCAAGAGGAAGACCAAGAAGAAGCACUUUGUGCAGCAGAAGGUUGAGGUGUUCAGAGCCGGGGAGCCCGUGCUGAGCGCCCUGAUGUGGGGAGUCAACCACUCGAUCAACGAGCUGAGUCAGGUGCCUGUGCCUGUCAUGCUGCUCCCUGACAACUUCAAGGCCAGCGCCAAAAUAAAAGUCAGCAACCACCUCUUCAACAAAGAGAAUCUACCUGGGCAGUUCAAAUUCAAAGAGUACUGUCCACAGGUGUUCAGAAACCUGCGAGAGCAUUUUGGCAUUGAGGACCAAGAUUACCGGGUGUCUCUGGCCCACAGUCCCCCCCUCAAAGAAGAGGAGGGGCACAGCGUGGGCCGGCUGCUGACGUCGUGUGACCGCACCUUGGUGGUUAAAGAGAUCUCCAGUGAGGAGGUGGAGGAAAUGCACAGCAUCCUCUCAGAGUAUCACCAGCACAUUGUCACCUGCCACGGGAGUACCCUCCUCCCUCAGUUCCUGGCCAUGUACAGAGUCACAGUGGAGAACGAGGACACCUACCUGUUAGUCAUGAGGAACGUUUUCAGCCACAGACUGCAUGUGCACAGGAAGUACGACCUCAAGGGGUCACUGGUGUCUCGUGAGGCAAGUUUUAAGGAGAAGGUGAAAGAGCUGCCCACCUAUAAGGACGUGGACUUCAGGAAUAAAAUGCAAAAAGUGUAUGUGGGUGAAGAGGAGAAAGAGAAGAUCAUGGACAAACUCAACAGAGACACUGAGUUUCUGGUGCGUAUGAGGAUGAUGGACUACAGCCUGCUGCUGGGCAUCCAUGAUGUAGAGCGGGCUGAGAGGGAGGAGGACGAUGAGGAGGAGGAGGAUGAGGAAACAGGGCUUCCCUAUGAAGAGGAAGAGGAGGAUGAAAAUGGCCUGGCCUCCCCUGAGGGCAUCGCUGGGUACAUGAACUCCUUCAAACCCAUGGGUGCUGGGGAGUUUGACCCGUAUGUGGAUGUGUAUGCUAUUCAGAGCGCCGUAGGUGCACCCCAGAGAGAGGUGUAUUUUAUGGGCCUGAUUGACGUGCUGACACAGUACGACACCAGGAAGAAAGCCGCUCAUGCUGCCAAGGCUGUCAAACACGGGGCGGGAGCAGAAAUCUCCACGGUUCAUCCAGAGCAGUACGCCAAACGUUUCCGAGAGUUCAUCACCAAGAUCUUUGCCUAGUUCAAAGUGCACUCCUCGUUUAAUAAGACGUCCCAUCAUACAAUAAGGGCACAGAGUCAAGUCAACAUCAAGCAGCAUUGAAAAUCCACCAUUAAAUGAUGUAUAUGCUUUUCUAUUCACCCUCCAUGUUAUUCUGCACUGCGUUGACUUUGUGUCAACGCAGUGUUCGACUGAAGAAGUGAAUUGUGCAGACUGGAAGGAAAGUGUUGCUGUUGUUUGUGGGCUUCUUUUGUUUCACUUUUACAGAUUUGCGAAAAAAACAAACCUUUUAUGGUGUUAAGCUUACACCUCUAACAUAAGUGUCUUCUUCAGUGGCCACUGGGGGAGGAGGUGAGGAGAAAAACAUGUUCUCCUGGCAUGUUUGGCCCUAAACCAUCCAGCUUUCCUUCAGUCAGUCUCCACUGCUUCCCUGUUUUGAUUUAAAAUAUUGAUCUGUGACUCCCUCUUUAUCAUCGAUAACAACCCUCAGCAUAAAGAAAUAAUUGGAGCCUUUCCGGGCAAUUCUAAAGGUCUUUGUUAGGAAUAAGAAUGGCACUCGGUAGAGUUUAUAUCUCCAAGGCCAGAGAGUCCUCUCACAAAACUAAUUUUAUAUUCACUAGAUUGAGAAUUAUAUUUAGAUUUGCACCUAACUGCACAAACUCAUGAAUAUCAGUUCCUUACAUAUGCCUGUUUCCUUCUAUUAAGAUCUAUGAAUUAUUUUUUGAGAAAUGAAUGAAAAUCUCACAAUGUUAAAGAAAAGGAAAACAUACAGGCUACAGGGUACAGGCCGAACUGAGGCUCACGGUGAAUCUGACUGGCUACUGGCUUGUAUGGCAGCACUAUGAAAGCCAUGUGUCCGGCUCAGUAGAUCAGACGCCAUUACCUCUAUGACUUUUUAAACUAAACGCUUUCCCCUUUUUUGAACAUAGAACAAGAUGGAGAAUAUGUCUUGUAUGUUCUACUGCAGCUGAUCAAAGCCAGUUGAUGUUGGUAGAUGUUAGGGACAUGUCUACAGCUCUUUACCUUAGUGUCAUCAGGUGUUACGGCCUUUUAAUCCUUGGCGAAGGUAUUAAUGCUAAUAAUACCAUAUUCAUCUCCCUUUUAAGCAUCAAUUUGAUAUAUGACCUGACAUGAGCUCUAACAUCAAGUUUUGCCAAGGUUAAAUUUAAAUGAAAUAAAAUGUUUGGCUAAAUGAAGCUUGAUACAACCUGACUAAUGGUAGCCUCCAUAUAUAGCACAUGAUGUAGGUCAAAAGAAAAAUCAAGUAGUUAAAUCUCUUCUAUGUGAUUAUUAAAUGCAAAUGUAGACCCAUUGAAAACAUUGCUUAUAUUGAGGAAUGUACUACCUGUAAUGAUAUUCUGAUUUUGUGUAUUAAAAUCAAUUUCCACAAGAA
Pleuronectes platessa (European plaice) is the source of this 2721-nucleotide messenger RNA. RefSeq names its product phosphatidylinositol 5-phosphate 4-kinase type-2 gamma. The record is from RefSeq and is a predicted model, not a curated record. Lineage: Eukaryota; Metazoa; Chordata; Actinopteri; Pleuronectiformes; Pleuronectidae. Bases 144 to 1349 code for a protein of 401 amino acids. Gene Ontology annotation, biological process: phosphatidylinositol metabolic process. The transcript has 10 exons. Gene Ontology annotation, molecular function: phosphatidylinositol kinase activity.